AUGACAGGAACCAGUCUGGAGGAGCUGCUGAGUGACCUGGGACUGGAACACCACCUGAGGAACAAGCUGACUCUGAGCCAGGUGCUGCAGAUUGAUGGAGAGACUUUAUCUGAUGAAAACAUCCAGUCUCUGAAAUCUCUGCCAUGGUGUUUCCUGAGGAAACUGAUGAUGGUGAAUGAGUCCUUUCGUAGAAUGAGCUGUACCUCGGAACAGGACACAGAGCCCCAAAAUCUGGAUAGUUUACUGAGCACUGAGCACAAUCCGCAGGACCACAGCAACAGAGUCAACCCCCUUGACCUCAUAACUGCUGUUUUUCUGUGCUCAGAUGGCUUUCUCCAGCAGGAGAUGGCUUUGAAAAUGUCCAUGUGCCAGUUCUCUGUGCCUCUGCUGCUUCCUACAUGUGAUACCCAGCAGUGCACUUUAAUGCUGUGGGCCAUGAGAGAUAUUGUGAAAAAGUACAAGCCACACUCUUUGGAGGACCAAAGAGGGUUUGUGGAGGAGAGCAUUGUUCUCUCUGACCUCCCCAUGGUCUCUUUUGUGAGGCUGGGAAACAGCAGCAUGUCCAAGUCUCACAUUCUGAACCAGGUCCUCAGCAACCCUCAGCAGUACCAGGACACCUUUGUUCACAAAAACAUGGAGUGUGGUGACACCCCAAGGAAGAUUUCCAAUGGGCUGGUGGAAAUCAGCUGGUAUCUGCCCAGUGGGAACAAACAAAUUGACAUCUUCUCUGAGCCUCUGGCUAUAGCUAACCUCCGUGGGGACCUCAGAGACUUUGAAACUCAGUACGCUUUCCUCUGCCGCACAUCGACUGCUAUAUUUGUGUUUUGCGACGACUUUAAGCUUGAACACAAAUUUCUGGACUCGCAGCACUUUAAGACCCCUUGGUUUUUGAUCAUCAAUUCACAGAGCCAGAGCUUCAAUGAGGAUGACUUCAAGAAAUUUGUUUCUGAGACAAAACCCAGUAACAUCAUCAUAAAGCAUUGGGGAAGGAAUGAUGCAGAAUUCAACAAAAACCUGCGUUUGGCUAUCCAGGGUAUUUUAGAGGGAAACAUAAAAAUGAGCAUUGAAAGGAUGUCUGCUCUUGCAUAUGAGCUUGGGAUCCAUGUUGAUGAAAAUUACAUCCACUGUAAGAGGGGCAAGCAGAAGGCUGAUGAAAUCACAGGAAGAAUAUCUGACAUACCGAGCUUCAAGGAGAAAGAGCUGCCCUUGCAAGGGACUGCAUGGAAACAGCUGGCAAAACUGGAGAAGGAACAGUGCAGGAUGAAAAAUGCUGAGGAGAAAAACAUAGAAGUUUACAAGAAUGAGCUUGCAGAUCAGAGGCAGGAGCUCAGAGAACAGCAGAGGGCUCACAGCAUCUCCGAUUCUAUGUCCCGUUUCAUCUCCGCGAUGUGCAAUUCCACAGAGGAGUGCAAGUAUUUCCUCAAGUGGAUGAGGAUCAAUCUGGAUAAUCUGUCACGCAAAAGCCUUCCACCUCUUUGGGCAAAGUACAAGGAAGAGUGUCAGAGUUCCUCAGAAAACAAGGAGCUCAUUGCACAGUUGGACAGGGAGAUCUCCAGCUGCUCCUUGGGGACGGAGCACUUCCUGAGGGAAAUGGGUCAGCUGUACGAGUCGGCCUGCUCACUCCCCAAGGCCCUCACCCCAGAGAUUAAGCGCCUGCCACGUCUCUGUGCCAAGCUGCUACAGGAGGGCUUUCCUCUUGAGCUGGUGGAUGGAGACUCAAGCAAUAUUCCUCUGGAGUGGGUGACACAGGUUCUGAAAGAACUCCAUGAUCUCACACAGGAUAAAUGUAAGAUCCGGGUGAUCACUGUUCUGGGGAUACAGAGCACUGGGAAGUCCACCCUCUUGAACACCAUGUCUGGGGUCCAGUUUGCUGUCAGUAGUGGCAGGUGCACCAGAGGGGCCUUCAUGCUCCUCAUCAGAGUGAAAGAGGAUUUUAAAGUGCGGCUUGGGUGUGAUUACAUCAUGGUUAUUGACACUGAAGGUUUGAAGGCACCACAGUUGGCACAGCUGGAUGACAGUCAUGAGCAUGAUAAUGAACUGGCCACUCUGGUGGUGGGGCUGAGUGACAUCACAGUCAUCAACAUCCCCAUGGAGAAUUCCAUGGAAAUGAACGAUAUCCUGCAGAUUGUGGUGCACGCCUUCCUGCGCAUGAAAGAAGUUGGGAGAAAACCCUGCUGUCAGUUUGUGCACCAGAAUGUGCCAGACAUCUCUGCCCAUGACAGUAACAUGAGAGACAGGAAGCUUCUGCUGGAGCAGCUGAAUGAGAUGACCCAAGCAGCAGCUAAGAUGGAAAAGAAGGGAAACAACAAAACAUUUACUGAUGUCAUGGAGUAUGAUCCAGAGAGAAACACCUGGUACCUCCCUGGGCUCUGGCACGGCAACCCUCCCAUGGCCCCUGUCAAUGCCAAGCUGAAGAUCCACAUCUGUGGACAUGCAGCACGGGAGUUUAAAAGAAUGCAUCUGGCUUUCAUCCAUGCAAAUGAUCCUCGUCACUGUCUGGAACAGUUCAAGCAACAGUACUACACAGACUUUAAGGACCUGUUCAACAAAAGAGACCAGUGUCAGAAGAAAGCCAAUGAUUUCACUUCCAACUGUCUUCAACCUGCGGUGAAGGAAUACAUCACCAAAUCUCUGGGCCCUGACCUUGUGGAUGAAAUGUUGGCAGGGCAGAAAGCCAUUGCUUUCAGCACUCGAACCUUCUUCCAGUUCUCAGUCCUUGAGCAGCUGCUUAAGGGUGAUAACUUUCAGGACUUUGUGAGAUACAUAAAAAAAUAUGAGACCUUUGUCCAUGACUGGAUAUUGAAGCUGAUGGUGAAGCAGUUCUCAGAGAGAGAUAGACUUGGGGAUAUUGAGAUGAAUCGCCUGAAGGUGAUGCUUAGCAGAAUAAAGGAAGCCAUUAAGAAUGCACAGAUGAAGGCAGCUGAACAGGCAGCAAGAAGGGGUGAGGAGACCCAGAACAUUCAGCAGUUCAUUCAGGAUAUCUGUAGUGACCUAGCUAAGGAGCUUGUCAUCCCCAAAGACCCCCUCAGCGCAGUCCUGGCCUUAAACUCUGCCAAAGCAGAAGAAUUUUCCCGGUGUCUGGAGGUGCUUGUGGAUGAAAUGGAGCAGAGCGGAGCGGAGUUUCAGAAAGGUGGAGAUGUGAGGGCCAGGCUGACCUCACUGCCCUUUCAGCCUCAGAAGGAGCUGUUUAACAGGGUGUUUGGCUGUGGGAAGCGGUGUCCCUUCUGCAAGCUGGUGAGGGAGGCAGAUGGAAUGCCCCAGUUGCAGCAGUGA
Molecule: messenger RNA, 3273 nt
Organism: Conger conger (European conger)
Lineage: Eukaryota; Metazoa; Chordata; Actinopteri; Anguilliformes; Congridae
Product: up-regulator of cell proliferation-like
Exons: 3
Coding region: 1-3273 (1090 amino acids)
Molecular function (GO): GTP binding
Source: RefSeq, a predicted model, not a curated record